UGCCCCCAGCGCUCCCUGGAGACCCCCAACCCGCGGGGGGCGUUCGUGAUGUGCCUCCCCCCCCCCAACGUCACCGGGACCCUGCACCUGGGCCACGCCCUGACCGUGGCCAUCCAGGACACGCUGGCCCGCUGGCACAGGAUGCGGGGUCUCACCACGCUCUGGGUGCCCGGCUGUGACCACGCCGGCAUCGCCACCCAGGUGGUCGUGGAGCGGCGGCUGCAGCGCUCGCGGGGCCUGAGCCGGCACCAGCUGGGCCGGGAGGCCUUCCUGGGGGAGGUGUGGCGCUGGAAGGACGAGCCCGACCCCCCGGACCCCCAGAAAAUGAGCCGGGCGGUGACCGAGGCCUUCGUGAGGCUGCACGAGCAGGGCCUGAUCUACCGGAGCCGGCGCAUCGUGCACUGGAGCUGCGCCCUGCGGUCAGCCAUAUCCGACAUUGAGGUGGAGAAGCGGGAGCUGGGGGGCCCUGGGGGUCUCUCAGGGAUUUGGGGGAUUUUUGGGGUCUGGGGGCCCCGCGGGUCUGGGGUCCCCGGGGUGACCCCGCGCUCAGCCGAGGGCGAGGACGCCGAGGUCGUGGUGGCCACGACGCGCCUGGAGACCCUGCUGGGGGACGAGGCCGUGGCCGUGCACCCCGAGGACCCCCGGUACCAGCACCUGCGGGGGCGGUUCGUGCUGCACCCAAUCACAGGGCGGCGCCUGCCCGUGCUGCACGACGCCUUCGUCGACCCCGCCUUCGGCACCGGUGAGGGGCGGGGCCGGGGGGGCAUGCCGCGGUUCACGGCGCGCGCGGCGCUGCUGCAGACCCUGAAGGAGCGGGGGCUGUUCCGGGGGGUCACCGAGAACCCCAUGGUGGUGCCCAUCUGCAGCCGCUCCAAGGACGUCCUGGAGCCCCGGGCUGUCCCCCAGUGGUUCGUGCGCUGCCAGGGCCUGGCCGGGGCCGCGGCGGCCGCCGUGCGCAGGGGGGACCUGAGGCUGCACCCGCCCGGCCACGCCCGCACCUGGUUCACCUGGAUGGACAACAUCAGCGGGCUCUGGGAUGAAGAUGAGGAGGAUGAGGAUGAGGAUGAGGAAGGGCAGCUGUGGGUCAGCGGGCGCUCCCCGGACGAGGCUCGGGCCAAAGCGGCCGCGGCGCUCGGGGUCAGCCCCGACCUGGUCAGGCUGAGGCAAGACGAGGACGUGCUGGACACUUGGUUCUCCUCCGGCCUCUUCCCCUUCUCCGUCUUCGGCUGGCCCGAGCCGACCCCCGACCUGGAGCGAUUCUACCCCGGCUCGCUGCUGGAGACCGGCCACGACAUCCUGUUCUUCUGGGUGGCCAGGAUGGUCAUGCUGGGGCUGGCCCUCACGGGGAAGCUGCCUUUCCGGGAGGUGUACCUGCACGCCAUCGUGCGCGACGCCCACGGGCGCAAGAUGAGCAAAUCCCUGGGGAACGUCAUCGACCCCCUGGACGUCAUCACCGGGGUCACGCUGCAGGUGGGGCCCAAAAACCCCAAAAACACCCCAAUAUCCCAAAAAUGUAAACGCGACUUCCCCGAGGGGAUCCCCGAGUGCGGGACGGACGCGCUGCGCUUCGCGCUCUGCGCCUACACGGCCCAGGCCGCCUCAGCCGUGUCCCCACCCCAGGCCCUGUCCCUGUCCCUGGCUGACCGCUGGGUCCGCAGCCGCCUCAGCCGCGCCGUCCGGAGCUGCGGCGCCGCCCUGGGGGGCUUCGACUUCCCGGGGGCCACCACGGCCGUGCACGGCUUCUGGGUGUACGAGCUGUGUGACGUCUACCUGGUAUGGGGACAUUGGGGACCCGCGCCCCCUCCCCAGUUCUGCUGGCAGGACGAGGAGGCCGAGACCACCAUGGAGUUCGUGCUGGGCAUCGCGCGGGCGCUGCGGAGCCUGCGGGCAGCGCACGGCCUCACCCGCCAGAGACCCCCCUGUGCGAGCCCACCCACCUCGGGGGUCCUGGGGGAUCCUGGGGGGGUCCUGGGGGGCUGCAAUGGGGACCCCCCUGUUUUUGGGGUCCCGGUUUGGGGUUUUUGGGGCUCAGUUUGGGGUUUUCGGGGUUCCCCCAUCCCUAACCCCAUUUCUGGGGGUCUCUCCCCAUUCCAGGGGGUCGUGGACCCCCCCUCGGAGCUGGCCCGGCUCGGGGGGCGCCGCCUGGAGCUGUCCCGGGCCCUGCAGCGGCUCCGGGAGCGCCGGGGGGGCCCCGGGUACCCCCUCAAGGUGCCCCCCCACGUGCAGGAGGCCGACGAGGCCAGCGCCGGGCCACGCCCCCCGCCGGCCACGCCCCUCCCGCAGGCCACGCCCCCCAGACUCACCAGGAACAGCGCCAUCUGUCGGCGCUGGGCGGGGCUCAGCUCCUCCCCUGGGGGCGGGGCCAAGGUCAGGGGCGUGGCCUGGGCCCUCAUUGGCUCCUCAGCCAAUCCCUGCUGGCUCCGCCCACCGCUGCCACGCCCUGCGCUCCCAUUGGCUGAGUGUGGCCACGCCCAGUCCAGGCCACGCCCAGUCCUAGCCACGCCCAGCCCCUGA
Messenger RNA from Passer montanus (Eurasian tree sparrow), 2514 nucleotides. RefSeq names its product valine--tRNA ligase-like. Gene Ontology annotation, cellular component: cytosol. Bases 49 to 2514 code for a protein of 821 amino acids. The transcript is spliced from 19 exons. Gene Ontology annotation, biological process: valyl-tRNA aminoacylation. Gene Ontology annotation, molecular function: valine-tRNA ligase activity; ATP binding; aminoacyl-tRNA deacylase activity. The record is from RefSeq and is a predicted model, not a curated record. NCBI's taxonomy places the organism in Eukaryota, Metazoa, Chordata, Aves, Passeriformes, Passeridae.